UCCCUUUCUUUGGAGAUUCAUUCUGAGCAGGCCGGUGGUAGGGUUUCAUCUGAGGCUCGGUUGGAGUAACGUGUUGUUGAAAAGGCUUUUCUUCAAAUGGUGAAGGCAAGGGAAAUAUUAGAAGCACAAUUAUGCGAUAGCUGCCAGCUUGAGAGAGCCACUGCUUACUGUGAAAUGGACUGUGCUUUUCUUUGUGACCACUGUGACGCUGUCUUUCACGACAAUGACACGCAAGCAAGAAGCCACGUAAGAAUUUGCACCACGGCAGGUGUACUGGAAGCAUAUUCCGGACCCAGAAAGCAGCAAAAGAGAAACAUUCAACACACUUCCUUUGGAGAAAGAUGUUUUCCGUUUGAAAGCUUCUCCCUCGAGCCUAGCACCUGUGGAGAAGAAAAUCUUAGCGACUUAUAUUUGCUAGAUUCCACUCUUUUUUCAAAGAAUGUACGCAGUGGUCGCAAUCAGGCAAACUCUUUAGAAGCUUUAGAAAAAUUGAGCCCGACGGAUUCCCUCGUCCCGGAGUAUUCUUCGGGGGUUGACGAUGUUUGUCGUCUGUUUUUGAGAGAUGAAGAGUCUUCGCCACAAACCUCGAGUGAAGUUUCUAAUUGUCACAAUGACGCUCUUGAGUUCCGAAAAAAGUCACAUUCUAGGGUGACUCUACCUUCGUCGGUUGAUAGCAUGUGUUCUGAAGAACAAACGUUGAUAUCUGACAUUUCAGAUAGCACCAGAGAUAUAGAAAGCCCCGAGCCAAGCUUUAUAUUGGAUGAUAGAAAGAGACGAGAGGAAGAAGAGGAGGAAGAAGCUGAAGCUUGUACGGAGGCAAAAACAGAAAGACGUCGUAUUGCUCUAGAACGCUUCCGUCAGAAAAGGUCUAACAGAUGUUAUCAAAAGAAAAUUCGCUACGAGUGUCGAAAGAGGUUGGCGGAUGUGCGUCCUCGUAUAAGGGGCCGUUUUGUUAAGAAAGAAGAGUUCCAAGCUUUGUGUUUAGAAACGGGUGACGCAACAGUCCCAAAUGUGUACUAGUUAAUGAGUGAUGAAUUAUAAGUUUAUGAAAAUUUACUUCAACAUUUCUUCGAUGCUCUAAUAAUUGUUUUGAUUGGAAUAUUUGGAUAGGGAGUGGGUUUGAUUAUAAAAGAAAUUUUAAAAUA
This is a messenger RNA of Galdieria sulphuraria, 1145 nucleotides long. RefSeq names its product transcription factor. NCBI's taxonomy places the organism in Eukaryota, Rhodophyta, Bangiophyceae, Galdieriales, Galdieriaceae. The record is from RefSeq and is a predicted model, not a curated record. Gene Ontology annotation, biological process: regulation of flower development. The transcript is spliced from 2 exons. Gene Ontology annotation, molecular function: zinc ion binding; protein binding. The coding region runs from base 97 to 1020 and encodes 307 amino acids.